Sesamum indicum (sesame) is the source of this 1816-nucleotide messenger RNA. RefSeq names its product cytidinediphosphate diacylglycerol synthase 5 (gene CDS5). The record is from RefSeq and is a predicted model, not a curated record. NCBI's taxonomy places the organism in Eukaryota, Viridiplantae, Streptophyta, Magnoliopsida, Lamiales, Pedaliaceae. Gene Ontology annotation, molecular function: transferase activity, transferring phosphorus-containing groups. Gene Ontology annotation, cellular component: membrane.
CACUCAUUUGUUUUUAGCCCACAUCCGAUCCGUUGAAAAUCCCAAGGCCGAGGAGGAUUACACAAUGUAUCUUUGCUGAGACUGACCGCUGGACGGCGUCCCCGCCUUCCAUCUCUUCCCACCGCCGCCAUCAGCUAUGAAAUUAAAUGCCGCUUAGCCCUCUCUCACUGUUUCGGCUUCUCAAUGGCUCCACAAAUAGUAGAAUUGGAUAGAAUUGCUUUAAUCCCGCUCUCUCUCACUUCUCCGUGCUCCUGCCGCUCUCACUCUGACUUUCGCCGUUGGAAGACCUUUCCCAAAUUAACCACAGCACCGAGCUUCUGUAGAUUUGGGUUCAAAUUAGAGGUAAACAGUAAUGGCGCACGAGGGAUUUUUAGCAUUCCUAGAGGUGUUUUGGUGAAACACCGCCGGCGGGUGAUCUCGGCCGUUGCUAGGGCUGAGCAGCCGGAACGGAUUGACGACGCUGAAAUAACUAAUGAGGAUGUUAAAAGUGGCACUCAAUUAUCUGAUGAAGGCAAUUUAUAUUCAGAGCAGCAGCAGAAAACAAGUCAGUUGAAGAAAAGGAUUAUUUUUGGACUUGGUAUUGGAAUUUCUGUUGGAGGAGUAGUGUUGGCUGGGGGAUGGGUUUUCACUGUGGCCCUUGCUGCAGCAGUAUUUAUUGGUGCCAGGGAGUAUUUUGAGCUGGUAAGAAGUCGCGGAAUUGCUUCUGGAAUGACCCCUCCUCCUCGAUAUGUAUCACGAGCUAGUUCUGUUAUCUGUUCUCUAAUGCCUAUACUCACACUAUACUUUGGGAAUAUUGAUGUGUCUGUGACAUCAGCGGCCUUUUUUGUUGCUAUGGCGCUUCUCCUGCAGAGAGGAAAUCCUCGUUUUUCUCAACUUAGUAGUACCAUGUUUGGACUGUUUUAUUGUGGUUACCUUCCUUGUUUUUGGGUUAAGCUACGGUGUGGGUUAGCAGUCCCUGCACUAAACACAAGAUUGGCAGCAUCAUGGCCUCCUCUUCUAGGUGGACAAACUAUGUGGACAGUGGGUCUUGUGGCCACCUUGAUUUCAUUUAGCAGUAUCAUUGCAGCAGAUACGUUUGCUUUUGCUGGUGGAAAGGCUUUUGGUCGGACGCCACUUACUACAGUUAGUCCAAAGAAAACAUGGGAGGGAGCUCUGGCUGGAUUAGCUGGUUGUAUAGCGACCUCUGUCUUAUUGGCCAAGUUCUUCUGCUGGCCCUCUUCUGUCCUAAGCGCUACCGCUUUUGGGGUUCUAAACUUCUUUGGGUCUCUUUUUGGCGACCUUAUCGAGUCUAUGAUCAAGCGUGAUGCAGGUGUGAAGGAUUCAGGAUCGCUCAUACCUGGACAUGGGGGGAUACUGGAUAGGGUCGACAGCUACAUCUUUACAGGAGCACUGGCGUAUUCUUUUGUGAAAUUUCUGCCACUGUAUGGAGUUUGAUAGAGUGAAUGCAGUUUGCGUGGACGAAAGUUCUUGGAUGCGAUUUUUCCUUCGUUGUAUCUAGAGGGAGUUCUAGAUGACAUUCUUGCUCGACAUCAUGGGACUGGUGGUAGAUCAUGAGCAUCAGAAUAGGAAACUAAUAACAUUUGCAACACCCUCAGGUUCUUAUUUGCAUUUAAACCUUUGUUCUAAAGUUCAUAGGACCUCAGUCGAAGUUAAGGUGAUAUGGAUCUCUGCAACAUGUUGCUUAGCUUGUGAAACCCUUGCCCGAAUGUGAUAGCAGAAUUUGUAUAUUCAUUACAUGAGCAUGAAAAAUCGAUCAAUAAGAUAAGGUUUCAGAGAAUGAGCCUUGGAAGAAUAGCCUUAAAAGUGUGUAUUUUUU